UUCAGGAACACACAAAGGCAGAUUUCUUAUUAUAACCCUCUCUCUCUCUUCUCUCUCUCCCCUAGUACUACUGCUCAAAUAAAGGAACAAAUUUCAGAGGAAGAGUCCUCUCAUCCUCUCCCAUCAAUCCCUUCUUCCACCAUUUUCAAUUUCUUCAAAAAAAAAUGGAAAUUCUCUGAUAUAUCUAUCAAUCUCCAGUACUACACCUCUGUAGUAGUAAAAAGUACUUGCUUCUUUUCUUUCCUUUUGUCGUUUCUUUGUGGUUUAAACAAAGUUGAAAAACCCUAGAACAAGCCAGAAAGAGAAAUCAUCGUCAUGGAUUCAAUCCCAGAUAUGGACAUCACAGUCACCACCACCACAACACCACCAGCCACGUCAUCAUCGGCGACGUCGUCGCAAUCAAGCAGCCGUUACGAGAACCAGAAGCGUCGGGACUGGAACACGUUCGGACAGUACUUGAACAACCACCGGCCACCGCUGUCCCUCUCUCGCUGCAGCGGGGCCCACGUCCUGGAAUUCCUCCGGUACCUUGACCAAUUCGGGAAGACUAAAGUGCAUACUCCGAUUUGCCCUUUUUACGGGCACCCGAACCCUCCUGCCCCUUGCCCUUGCCCUCUCAGGCAGGCGUGGGGCAGCCUCGACGCCCUCAUCGGCCGUCUCCGAGCCGCGUUCGAGGAGAACGGAGGGAAGCCUGAGGCCAAUCCAUUUGGGGCUCGUGCUGUGAGGCUUUAUCUUCGCGAGGUUCGGGACUUGCAGUCGAAAGCCAGAGGGAUUAGUUACGAGAAAAAGAAGCGUAAGCGUCCACCGCAGCCACUGCCUUCCACACUGCUUCAACAACAACAACAGCAACUUCAUGCUCUGCAGUCACCUCCUCCAGGUGCAAGUGCCUGAUUUGGUAAUUUCAAAACAAAAUCGCAAAUAUGUAUGGUAAUCUAGGGUUUCCUGGCCAGGCUAUUAAGUGGGCAUGUUGAGUUGGGAAAUUCUCGGUUACUAACAAAAAAAAAUAGGAGAAGCAAUGGUUAAUUAGAUCUGGAGGUGGGGGACUGAAUCUAUUCACUGGUAGUAGACUACAAGUAGUGAUAGUGAAAACUCAGUAUGUUUUAUGGUUUUAUGUGAAAUACUGAAUGAGAGAGCAACUGAUUAUAUUGCUCAUCAAUCAAAAUAUAUAUCAUGUACUUGGAGCUUUUUAUUAUUAUUAUUAUUGUUUUGUUUUGUUUUGU
Molecule: messenger RNA, 1220 nt
Organism: Tripterygium wilfordii
Lineage: Eukaryota; Viridiplantae; Streptophyta; Magnoliopsida; Celastrales; Celastraceae
Product: protein LIGHT-DEPENDENT SHORT HYPOCOTYLS 4-like
Exons: 2
Coding region: 316-891 (191 amino acids)
Biological process (GO): mRNA transcription; response to light stimulus
Cellular component (GO): nucleus
Source: RefSeq, a predicted model, not a curated record